Messenger RNA from Carassius gibelio (silver crucian carp), 2684 nucleotides. RefSeq lists its product as uncharacterized. The record is from RefSeq and is a predicted model, not a curated record. Bases 68 to 1753 code for a protein of 561 amino acids. Lineage: Eukaryota; Metazoa; Chordata; Actinopteri; Cypriniformes; Cyprinidae. The transcript is spliced from 3 exons.
AGCUUAAUGCACAGCAGCUGAAACCAACUUAACACAAGGUGGAGCUGCAUAUGCAAAAUCUGCAGUCAUGUUGGCUGUUCUUGUGACCAUUUUGAUGUUUAGUCAAGGACUUUCAGUGGAAAAUUGUGGGACGAGUUUCAUCACUGCAUUCCCCGAGAAUAUUGCAUUUUAUUAUCGAAAGACCUUUAACCUAUUCAAAAUCACUGCCCUUCACCCAAACACUAUGGUUAAUGUCACCUAUAUGGCCAGCGGCAACCUCACCACAAAUGCAAGUCUCGCAGUUGGAACCGUUUGGACUUUGAAUUUGACGAAGGAAGUUGAAGAAUCCCAGUUCCUGUAUUCCAAUAAGACGUUUCGAAUCACCAGUGAUAAAAACAUCACAGUGGUUUCUGUGAGUGGAUGGAAGGGGAGAUUCCAGUCUCACGUUGUCCAGCCUGAACAAAAUCUGGGAAGUGUGUAUCAUGUUCCCUCUCUCAAUUACACCAAGAUAGCUGCGUCCUUUAACCUUACGAUGACAUCAUAUGUCAGAUUCCUCCCUUUUAGGCUGAUGAUUAUAAAUGCAGUGGACGAGGAAAACAGUGUCACCAUCAAAUGGGUAGAUGAAAGCGGUGAGAGCCAAGAAGAUGAAAUAGUGCUUCAUCCUUACAAUCUUUACCAGAUUCAGAUUAAUGAGACGGUGAGAGAAAUCAAUGCAGAUGAUAAAGUGGCUGUGAUUCUGACCCAUCCGUGUUUUGACAGCAAAAACUGCUCAUGCAACAUGAUUCUGAACCAGCUCCAACCGUUUGUGUUAAAUGAAAGUAUGGACAGAUUCCCCAUGCCCCCUCUCUUCAGUCCCAAACAGCUACUUGUGACAACAAAUAAACCCUUCAAGGUCUGUCAGGGUUCUUUAACUGCUUGCACUGAUGUUUGGGUGCAAAAUUUUUCAGACAUCCUGCCAUUAUUACCAAAUUUUACGAACGGGACCUCACUUAUUUCUACUUCCAUGCAUGUUUCCCUCCAAUUAGUCAGACCUGGGCUCAUUCUAGACCUCAUUCCGGUAAGCAUGUUCUCUGGGUGCUAUCUGGUAGAUUUUAAUUCCUCAAGCAGUGGAGUCUUGGUGAUUGCUAAUACAUCCAGCACUAAUGAUGUGCGAAUGAACAAUCAGCCUUUGCCUCCAUACAUCAUCUGGAACGUUAUGAAUGGCACAGAGUACUCCUGGGCUGUAGUGAUGGGACAAAGGAUAAGCACAAUCUGGCAUCCUUUUGCAAGGAUUGGUGUAUAUAUGUUUGAAGGCUUGGAGUCUAACAAUACCUAUUGGAGUGCUGCAACAGUUAUAAAUAGGGACCCAGACCGUUAUGGCUGUCUGGUGUCUCCGGAGAUGUUUGUACUUGGUAAAGAAGAAACGAACUGGUCAAUGUCCCGUAAGUACUGCUUGGAAAAUGCUGAUCUGUUUGCCAGGCUCAACAAUAUGAGCAACCAGGAUAAGAUGGUCUCAAACAUGACGGAUGAAGACCCCACGGAGGGCUGGAUCAGUCUGCGCCGCAGCCUGUACACAACAGACUGGUACUGGGAAAACAAGGACAGUUUCUCACCCAAUGUGAACUUCACUAACUGGGACAACGGACAGCCUGAAAGGCCGGAGAAAGGCUUGUGUGCCUCAGUUUCCCUAGAUCCCAAAAAGAACUUCAAGUGGAAGAGUGCUCGCUGCUGUUCUAAUAAGAAACCAAUUUGCUAUAUAAGACCAAAACACCUCACUCUUUCAGAUAUUUUGUAAUAAGCAGAUGUCUUAAUUACAAUACUUGUAAAGGGACCUCCAAAAUGUUUUUUUUUUUUUUUUUUGCUUUCAUAAGUGUGUGUAACGAUCAGUAUAGAUUGGUUUAAUUACCAUACACUACAUUUAUCUGUCUAUACAUAGUAACUGUCUAUACAUUAGACUAGAUUUAGAAAAUCUGUUGGGCAAUGAAACUGAUUUAGCAAUGUAAUUAACAGUGAAAGAAGAACUUGUAUUGCAGACUUUUUAGGUUAAAUAAGACUAUUACAGUUAGUAAGUGGAGAUGUAUUUUGAGGUGUAUCCAGGCUUAGAUUUAGAAUGUUAAAAUAGAUUAUUAAAGAAUGCUAACAGAACCACGAGUCCUGUUGAAGCUUUUUUAUUUAAAAAAUUAUAAGCAUAAGCUUUAUUUGAUAUACAUUUUUAGACAUUUAUUUUAAAAAUCUUUAGUUAUAAAAUGGUACUGCAAGAGUCAAGUUGCAAAAAAGUUCAAGCUGACUUCAAAAUCUAAAUCUAAGAUUUGAAUCCACACUACUGGUCUUUCUUUGAAUGAUUCAUUGGUGCAUGUUAUUUAAGAAAAUAAAAAAGCGAUGUUUGUUACUGUUUUUCUUUUGGGUUUUGCGGAAUAAAAUUAACCAUGUUGACCUGAACCAUCAGUUGAGAAGACAAAAAAUGCUUAUGAUGUUUUUUGAGUAGUGGUGGAAAUAAAUAUAAUGAGUCUUUAUGUACUGGUGCAGAUCCCAGGUAAAGGCAGAAAAUUAUGUAAAUAAAUAUAUAUAUUUUCCAACCCCCUGCCUUUUAAAAAAAAAUUUUUUAAUUCAUUUGCACAACUUAUUUGACAGAUGAAUGCACAAAGAUGAAGAUUUUUAUAUUUUUCAGUUAAUUACUAUAUUAGUAUGUCACUCUGUGUUAAAAUAUCCAGUCAGAUCAGACAAAG